AUGAUAGUGAGCACGUUUGGCUCCACACCGGGCGCUGUGCUCAUCGAGUGGAGCUUGAAAGCCGCAUCGGGAUCUGGAAUGUGGGAUGUUCAUACUCGCAUUGGCGGUUUACAAGGUUCUCAACAGCAGGUCGCUCAAUGCCCGACAACUGCUGCAGUCUCUGCCGACUGUGAGGUUGCUUCUAUGUCCAUGCAGGUUACCAGUAUGGCUACUGGUGUCUACCUCGAGAACGGUUGGCUCUGGACCGCUGAUCAUGACCUCGAAAGCUCAACUAACACCCAGAUCUUUGUGUACACUGGCCGCGGCCUCUUGAUAGAGGGACAGAACAUAUGGCUGUACGAAAUGGCAGUAGAGCACCACUCUCUAUAUCAGUAUCAAUUCUCAGGCGCAAAGUCUAUUACUGCAGGAUACAUUCAAACGGAAACGCCAUACUACCAGCCAAACCCCAGCGCAGCUAACAGUCCAUAUCCAACUAACUCCAACCUCAAUGACCUCAGCUACAGUAGUUGUCUCGGUGAAAAUUGUGACGCUCUUGGUCUGCGCGUGCUCAACUCCAACAGCGUCGUUAUCUAUGGAGCUGGAUUCAUUGAGGGUACCACGAGCGGUCUGGUGGUAUACGGACUCAAUACUGUUGGUGUGACUUAUAUGAUCGUGAAGGCUGGCGCUGCCCUGGCGAAGGUCAGCGACAACUUGGAUACAUUCGCUGCUACCAUUGCAUACUUUACUUCGGAAGGUAUCUUGCUGUGA
Penicillium odoratum is the source of this 747-nucleotide messenger RNA. Its product is annotated as CAZyme family GH55. The record is from RefSeq and is a predicted model, not a curated record. NCBI's taxonomy places the organism in Eukaryota, Fungi, Ascomycota, Eurotiomycetes, Eurotiales, Aspergillaceae. Bases 1 to 747 code for a protein of 248 amino acids. The transcript is spliced from 4 exons.